Molecule: messenger RNA, 819 nt
Organism: Durusdinium trenchii
Lineage: Eukaryota; Dinophyceae; Suessiales; Symbiodiniaceae
Source: the annotation of a GenBank genome assembly
AUGGCAAGUUGCCAAGUUGUGGUGUUGUAUCCUUCUGGAGAGCCGGCCUUUGAGCGGGCAUUGCCAGAGAAAACCAAUGCCUGGGAAAUGCAACAGCUGCUGGCAGUAGAGAUGCGAGCACAUGCGUGGCAACUGGAGCUCAUCCAUGGCGGCCAGAUAUUGCCCAGGCGCAGCUCGCUGGCUGAUAUGCGAGAUGCAAUGCCCGGGCAUGCCGUAGAGCUGCAACUGGUUCGGAGAGCAGUUCAGGAGUACAAACCCCAAUUUGGCGAUGGUGGGCAUGCUCACUGCCGCAAUUGGGCGACUGUGCUUUUCUAUGGUUUGGGCUUCAAUGGCUUGGCGCAAUUUAUCAACUCAGUGCGAAGGGCAAGGCUGCCAAGAUUGCAAGCAAGGCCGGGUGCUUUGCCAAGCAGGCCACUUUGCCGUGGCGGGGAAGCCAUGACGAUUGUCUUCGAACGGAGCGAUGGUCAAUUCAUGGGAUUGGAGCUGCAGCAUGUACUUGCAAGAGAGGACUGCCCCGAUGAGCUUUUCAACAUGGUCGAUGCGAUUUUGCUGCCCUUCAGCCUGCACUACCAGAGCUCGAUGGAAGACACUCAGAAGGCGAUACGCCAAGUGGAGCAAAAAGCCAGUGAGACAGCCAAUCGCGUUUUGCUCGGGACGCACAUGCAUCACGGCAAGGACCGGCAAAUCUCUUCACAUGAAGCGCUGCAAUUUGCACAUAGCUACGGCUAUUCGUACCACGAGGUCUUCAGCAACUCCAUGCAAUCGGUCCAGGAGAUGCUUUUCUCCAUUUUGGACUUGCAUUUGGACCAGCCUGAGUGA